Messenger RNA from Cylas formicarius (sweet potato weevil), 1799 nucleotides. RefSeq lists its product as uncharacterized. The record is from RefSeq and is a predicted model, not a curated record. Gene Ontology annotation, cellular component: plasma membrane. Lineage: Eukaryota; Metazoa; Arthropoda; Insecta; Coleoptera; Brentidae. The transcript has 5 exons. Gene Ontology annotation, biological process: engulfment of apoptotic cell; phosphatidylserine exposure on apoptotic cell surface; apoptotic process involved in development. Bases 175 to 1764 code for a protein of 529 amino acids.
AAAAAUUAUACUUACUAAUUUACCAAUGACAAAGUUUACAAUAUAAGAUAACACAAUUUCGAACGUUGUUUAUCAAAUAUAUUACUCAUAUCCCUUGCUAUAUAGAUAGUAAAUGAGAUAAGCAGGUUAACUCACAAAUAUGUUGCUUGCAAAGUUCCAAUAAAAUGGUAAAAAAUGAUGAGCACAGUUAACAAAACAUCUUCAAAGAGAUUAAAAAAUUUAUUGGGAUAUGAGUUAAAUUUUACAGAGGAUGCCACUGUAAACUAUCUAGUCCCAGCAGCAAGUGCCUCUGUACUCUAUAUGUUUAUAAUUGCAGGUGACAUAGCAGUAAUUUUCAGGCAUUAUAAAGACUACAACCCGAUAUGGGGAAAUUUAACAUUGUCUAUCAUGUAUCUUCCAGCACUAGGAAGUUAUUUAUUUAUUUUGUCCAACUCGGACUAUUGGCCGCAAGCACCAUUACUAAGAAAAGAAAAUAUAAUAUGGCUGUUGAAGAAAACUAGUGCACACUUGUUAUUCCCUAUCUGGAGUAUGUGGAGGUUCGCUGAAAGAAUUUUCUGGUCAAUUGAAGUUAUUCGAAGCAAAGAUGAAUUCGCUAUAAAUGAAGCCAUUUCUAUAAUAAGUGCUCCUCGUACAAUAGAACUGUAUAUUUUUCUUCAGGCUUAUAUGCAUUCUUUGCUACAGGUGCUUCUUCAACUUUACAUUCUAAUGAGGCACAAUGCAAAUAUUGAGAGAGAAUCAAAAGACGCGCAGGUUUUCUGUAUAGUGUUUAACCUUGCUAAGGUUGCAAUCACCACUACUUUCUACCAAAGAUUUAAGUCACAAAAAAUAGCUGGUUCUCAGUAUCCCUGGUACAAAUCAAAGACACCUAAAUCAUUAAUAGAAAAUCAGGAAGUAAUUUUGAGAAAUUCAGGCAGUUCACAAUCCAGAUCAGUCAUUGAAAAUCGAAAAACAGAGUUGAAUCGUAUGUCAAAGCUAUAUCAACUACUACCUUCACUCGUAUCGCAAAGGCGUAGAAGCAGUGAUAUAUAUUUAGAACCAACGGCAACCAACACAGAUUUACAUGAAUUUGCAGUAACUAAACAUCAGAAUGACGAAAGUGGGGCCCAAUCGACAACUGAAUUUGAUGGAAUAAGAAGAACUUCCAAAGAAUCGCUCCGAGGACAAGAGGUAAAUUCUGAAGUAAGAGGGACAACAUUGUCAAAUCGAUCAGAACCAGAUUUGAAUAUUGCUAGAAUAAUUUACAUUAAAGGUUUGCAAGAAGAUGACCUUGCAGGACGACUUAUUGCAUUUUGUUGGUGGUUUACAUUUCUAUUGGGUAGAGUAUUGGCAAUAUCAGUAUUUGCUUAUUUCUUUGUAAAAGAAACAAUUUGGUUACUGACUUCUCAUUUUGUGCUUGUCCUUGCUUUUCUAAUUUAUGACGUAAAAUCUAAUGAAGUCCGACGAGCGAAAGCUUUCUUUUUUAUUUUUUUAGGAAUCAUCUACAUUUUCUGCAUUAUAGAGUUUAAGAUAAAAUUUAAAAAAGCCUAUUUUAUAUACUCUGGUUACUUUACGUUAGUGUUCUUGGAGAAUUUUACAAUGUGCCUUGUUUGGUACUAUGGUCAGUUAGAAUCCCUGGAAACGGAUUACUGGUUCAGAUACACAUUUUAUGUUGUUGUAGGGAGUAGCUUGCUAAGCUUGUGUUCAAUGAUCUUUUAUUUGACUCUGACCAAGCCAAAAUCAGUUUUGAUACCAACUACUCUAGUCAAUAGUAGAAAUUCAUCAUAAUAGGUUUUAUUUUUUUUUUGUCAAAGUUUUUAAUU